This is a messenger RNA of Rhinolophus ferrumequinum (greater horseshoe bat), 5349 nucleotides long. RefSeq names its product lecithin retinol acyltransferase (gene LRAT). NCBI's taxonomy places the organism in Eukaryota, Metazoa, Chordata, Mammalia, Chiroptera, Rhinolophidae. The transcript is spliced from 3 exons. The record is from RefSeq and is a predicted model, not a curated record. Gene Ontology annotation, molecular function: phosphatidylcholine-retinol O-acyltransferase activity. The coding region runs from base 1102 to 1794 and encodes 230 amino acids. Gene Ontology annotation, biological process: retinol metabolic process.
CCAGUACACCUGGGUCACGGUGCAGGCGCUCGGCAAGGAACUCAGCGUCUCAUCCUUCCUUGGCCACCUCUAGGAGGCUGUGGCAAAGUUUGGGUCGGUGAACCGAAGCUAGAUCCAUGUGACCCUGAAGCCAGAGAAGUGAACUUGAAAAGAAUCCGGCUUUCCAGAACGUUAGAGGCUUCGCUGUUUUUCAAGCUGACGGUUGGGAGCCGCGCGCUUAACGGUCACUGGUGCCCGGGAUCGUGGAGGCACUUAGGGUUCUAAUCGCGGGCGCGCGCGGGAUCUGGACGCGUCGGUUGCUAUCCGACUCUCGCCGGCUGAAAACAAGGGGGAUUCCGGCAUUUAAAGCCGAGGAGGUUCCGCGUGCGGGAUUACGGCUCUACCGAGUUUAGCCAAGAAUCCACAGGCUUUCCAGGCGCGCACACUUCUCAGAGUACAUGCAAAUACUUCAGUUAGCCGAGGUCCCCGUUAUCCUGCCCUUUAGAGGGAGGUAGUUCUGCUUAGGAAUCUCGCCCAAGGGGACUUUCCACCGAACACGUUUCGAAGUGCCCUUAAUAUGCCCGGGUUCAGACAGGUGCAGAGUCUUUCCUGCGGCCUCAGCUCGGCCUCUCCUGUCCAAAAACGGCUGCUUAAAGGUUGGAAGCGUUUAGGUCACUAGUGCAAGAGGGAGCCAGUCUGGAAGGAAUCACUGUGCAGACCCCCGAUGCCCGAAGACUGCCUUUCUAAAAGCUAAGGUCCCGCGCGCCCCUCGCUGCGAGCAGCGCUAGCGGCCGGCGCCCAACCAGCGCUCUUGCCGGGUCUGUGACGACGUUUGGCCCCGCCCCCUACACUGAUAAAAGGCCUCCGCGAAGAGGGCACCCUGGAGCACCGCGCUCGCUCCUGUGCUUCUGUACUGCACCGACCCUAGGUGCCCUUCUUUGCUUGCUUCUAGCAGCGCGGGUCUCACUGUCCCCGCGGGCAGCCGCUGCCAGUUCCUCUUCCUCCUCAGUCCCCUGUGUGGUGCGACCAAGCCAAUCUGCAGGCUUCUCCCCCUUCCUUUUUCCUCUCCCUCCCUCCUCAGCAGCCGCGGUCCCCUGCGGCACUGGGCCGCUGGCCCGCAGGAUGAAGAACCCAAUGCUCCAGGCAGUGUCCCUACUGCUGGAGAAGCUGUUCCUCUUCUCCAACUUCAAGCUCUUCAGUUCGGGCGCCCCGAGCGAAGACAAGGCGAGGAACAGUGUCUAUGAGAUCAAUUCUUUUCACCGCGGAGACGUGCUGGAGGUGCCCCGGUUCCACCUGACCCACUAUGGCAUCUACCUGGGCGACAACCGAGUCGCCCACAUGAUGCCCGACAUCCUAUUGGUCCUGACGGCCGACAAGGGGCUCACGCAGACGGUGGUCUCCAACAAGCGUCUCAUCCUCGGUGUUAUUAGCAGGGUGGCCAGCAUCCGCGUGGACACAGUGGAGGACUUCGCCUACGGAGCCAAAAUCCUAGUCAAUCACCUGGACAACACCCUCAAGAAGAAGGCGCUGCCCAAUGAAGAGGUCGCAGAGAGGGCAGAGGAGCGGCUGGGUUUCACUAGCUACAGUCUACUGUGGAACAACUGCGAGCACUUCGUGACCUAUUGUAGAUUUGGCACCGCGAUCAGCCCCCAGGCAGACAAGUUUUGUGAGUUAUUGAAGAUAAUUAUUCGUGAUCAAAGAAGUAUUCUUGCUUCAGCAGUCUUGGGAUUGGCAUCUAUAGUCUAUCUGGGCUUGACAUCAUAUACCGCCCUUCCUGCAAUUUUUAUUCCAUUAUGCUUAUGGCUGGCUGGCUAACUUCACAUCCUCUGGUCAGUAUGUGUAUUCUCUGUGUGAAAGUUGAUAUUUAUAGAGCACAAAUCAGUAUGUGUUGUUGUCGUCGAAAAUGUUCCCUGUAACACUGUCAGGAUGAAAAUGUGAUUAAGAAGCACAGGAAGUGCUUACUGUAUAAGCCCAAGAACAAAGGCUUUCUGGUCUUCCUCAGGCAGUUCCAUUUCAAAGCACUGGGAACAUGACAACUUGUGAUAGAAUUCAUCAUUUCAAGAAAACCAGCCCCCAAGAUGAUGGCCACAGGAGAUUAUUUGCGUUAGUUUUUCUCCUGUAAUCGUUGAUCUUCUCCGUUAGGCCUGCAUUUGAAGACUGGAAGACUUACUGAAUGAGAUCACUAACUUUAUUGUAAAUUUGUCUUGUUUCAUUGUAAAACUUAUAUUAAACUGAAAGAAUUUCUCAUGUUCAGAUGACAACAUGUUUGAUGAUUGGCCAAAAAUAUUUGCAACCUCUUUUUUCAUGUAUCAUAUAUAAUUCUCAACGAGUCAAGAAUAUUUUCAUUACUUGAAACCAGAUUGACAAAGUUAUGGUUUAAUGGUUAAUUUACUGACCGGCAAUAUAGAAAUCUGUUUUCCUGCAGAAAUGGCUACUAUAGCAUCAGUUGAACAAUUUGAUUUGGCUUUACUUAAUAGGAAGCCUGGCAUUCAUUUUUUUUUUCCUUUUAUGUGUCACUGUGGUUACUUUAAACCACUCUGAGAAGUAAAUGGAUAUUGGACUGAAGUAAUUUGGGUACAUGGAGUGUGUAUGUGCCAAUUAAAUAUGCAGAUACUCACAUACACUCAGAUUGAUGAGAAACAAAUUGUUUGUUCUUGAUUGCUUGAUUAUCAUACCAGUGUGGUUAUUAUAGAGCAUUUGUAGAAGUGAAUGUUAAAGCAAGUUUAAUUCACUUUCUUAAGCCCUUGCCUGUGGUGUAACUUGCAUAUAUGUCAUUGGAUGGUUUAACUUUCAUAGCAGUAAAUAACGUACUGUACAAUUUUUAAAAAGCCCUCAGAUUUGUUUUCUAGUCAGUUUUCUCCAUUUCAUUGCCAAGUAAGCUUCUAUCCUCAAAAGAAGGAUGCCACAGUAGUAUAUAAACUCCAAAUAAGUAGGACCAAAGGAAAUAACUGUCAGAAAUAAUUUUUAAGGUCUUAGUACUGCCAGGCUUGUAAAUUGACUACACCGAGGCUGUUUUAACAUCAGAGUUGAGAUGUAGCAGUGUUAAAGCAAACAUUCAAGUACUUUUCCAAAAUUCUAAAAUUAAGCCACAAUCUAGACUUGUAUUUCAAGUAUUAAAGUUACUUUAUAAACUAUCAAGAAUAACAAAAUAAUGAGUGACAUAAUGGGUGGUAUGAGGAGGGUGGGGUCAGUCACUCAGUGAUCCAACCAGAACAAAUUUAAAAGCAGAUUUUAGUAACUGAUGUUUUGUCACCACUCAUUUACCCACAACAAAUUCAGUUGGAGUUUAAUAAUUAAGCUUUUUGUUCAGUCAUUUAAAUGAAAACAUGAAAUGGCAACACCACAGCAUAAUGUUGUUCUAUGGGUCUACUCCAAUGACUUAAAAUUAUUUUAACUAUGUGUAUACAUAAAAAUAACGACUAUGAUAAAUCCAUUUUAUUAGUGUUUUUUUCACUUAUAGAAAUUGUUUAAGCAAUUUUUAAAAAAUAUGGUGUCCUCCUAAAUAACACCUUUUUGCAGACUUUAGUAUUGCAGAUAGCAAAAACCAGUUUGAUGUUAAAUCUGUGUUCAAAGAUAAUGAUGCCAAGGGAAGUAUUAAUACUUACGGUUAAAAUUAACAUAAUUAGUAUCGACUCACUUCAUAUUUUUAAAGCAAGAUUAAAUUAAUCAUUUGUUUGCAUGCUCACUAUAUGCCAGGCACUGACCUGUUGCAAUUUCAUGGUCUAGAAUUAUCUUUUAACUACAUAGUAAAGUGUAUACAGUACUAUGGGAAUACAGGGGAAGAAGACAUUAAAUUGUCAGAGAACUCUCUCUGAAGGAGGCGCUGCUAGCAUUAAGCUGAGAAAUAGCAAGAGGUGAUCUUAUCAUACUGAUGUGGUAUUCCACUACUUAUGGGAAGAGAGAACUGGAAGGAAGAUUUUACUUACUAAAUGUUCCACAAUACUAGGGUUUUUUGAACUUAGGAGAAGAGGAGAGUUUUUGUUUCGUUGUGCUCAGUUUGCUUAGUUGCUUACCUAGCUAGAACAAGAUGUAAAUAUCCCUGAUUGUGGUUGUGGAAGAAACCCUGAGCCAUUAAUAUGUCUCGAAUGAAUUUCAAGGCUGAACUUCAUCAGUUAGGAGUCAUCCUUAUGAUCCUUUAAGUACCUUAUAUUUUUAAGCUUAUAACUUGUGAAAUGACAAUCAAGUAGUAUCUGAUGCAGUGUUUUGUUGAGUAUUUUGUUUUAUUGCCAUACCUAGAUGAAGGCUAAGAUGGGUCUAAGAUGAAACAAUGCAAGAGUCAGGUACUGUGCAGGUGUUAGGGAUGAAAAAGUGAAUGAGACAUGGACCUUUUCCUCAAAGUUUAUAUCCACAUGGAUGUAGAAGUAUUAAGACAUUAUGCAAUAGAGCUAAUUGAAGGCAUGAAAAAAAAGUGGUUGGUUCUAACUUAACAGGACAAAAUUAAAGGGACUGAGACUUGGCAAAAUGAGGUGUUUUCCGGGGCGGGGGGCGCAGAUUUGGGCAGGACAUUCGACACAAUGGGAACGACAUGAGCAAAUGCGUGAAAACUGCCCACAAGUGCCUGGCACAUAAGUGCAAGGCACCUACUGUUCGUUGAUUGAAAGCAUGAAACUCUGUUGGGCAUCCAGGCAAAUGCAAGUGGUUCAGAGGCUAGAGCAGAGCAAGCUGAUGAGGAGAGAUAUCGGAAAAGGAAAGCAGCGGUCAUGUGAUGCAAGUCUUGUGUAGACCAAGAAGUGUGCACUUAAUGAACAGGCGAUGGAGAUUUGGGGUUCAGAAAGGCUAACUCCCAAAAGUAGGGAGGAAGGGUGGGGACAUGGGGCAAGACAGAAUAAGGGGAUCUAGUACCUCACUAGUUAUGGUCCUCAGUCUCUCAAAACAGGAUCUGUAAUUGUGAGUGUGGAGCGCAGACAUGUCAAGGAAGUGUCAAAAGACUUUAGCCAAAUCCUUAUGUGUGAGUAACUCUUGGUGGGGUGUCAGGGAGGAGUCAUUCAUCUUCUUUGCUGCCAGCAAGUUGGUUUCUGAAAAAUAAGUGACUAUGGCGACUGUGUAUAUUGGAUACUCCAUAUCUUUGUUCUGCUAGAUAUAUUUCUUUCUAAGGACAAGCAAAUAAGUAAGGUUUUCUUGUUUAAAAAAGAUUAUUUUUCAGAAUAUAUAUUUCUUAGUUUUCCAUUUUAUAUUUCAUACUAUUACUGUCAAAUAGAAAAAAAAUGUUUUUCCAGCAAUAUCACAGUUAUACCAAUGGCAAAGCUCUUUUGUCAUAGAUGAGAAGCAUAUAAGAAGUGAUAGUUGCCAAUCUUCUGUUUUAUAUGAUUUAUUUAGAGAAUUUUACCGAACCAAGAUCUGUUAGCUCAACUAAUUUUAUAUUUGGUAUAC